UUUUUUUUUGUGGGUAUCCUUAACUCACCCAUCUUGCUCGAGCGCAGCACUCGUCAUUCACAUUUCAGUGCUCCGCCGCUUCGCACAUAAAAAUGGGAAAACGUUCUCGUUCUCGUACCGAGCACGACUAUGAGUCGUUAGCAAAAAAAGUUAAGUCGUUAGAAAAAUUGUUGCGCGCUCGGAAAGAUCGACAACACGUGACACGCCACCGCCUGUCCUCCACGUCGUCAUCGUCGUCAUGCACCUCGUGCUCGUCGAGUGAUAGCUCCGCGGGAUCGGGCCGCAGCCCCGCCGCGCGCCCUCACGCUUACCAGGACCUGUUUUGUAUUGAAGGUGCACCGGCGAUCGAACCUGAACCGUCAACAAGUGCCGCUCCUCACGUCGCUCCGCCAUACCCGCCGCCGCAGCGCACCACCCCGCCGUCACCCGCCGUGCCGCCGCCACCGCCUCCGCCGGGUCCCGCCGUGGCCGAUACUGUGGAAUCGCCGCCAGCCCCAGCGACAGUUGACGCGAACAUCUAUGUCACAGGGACAGAGCCUGCACCACCAGACUCGCAGGUGACACCUCAAAUUAACGAUGAGAUUAUGCAGCUGCUUGGUGAGGACCCCUCCCAGAAAAGAGUCUAUGGAAACGACAUCCAACCUGACUUGGCCGUACGUCUCCAGCACGUGGCUACUUCAGGUCUGUCUAAGGAAGCCCGGAAGGAACUUUUGGAUAAAUACCUGGUUCCCGCUAACUGCACCUUGAUCGAUGCACCCUUACUGAAUCCAGAAGUAAAAGUUGCCAUCCCCGAAACUGUCCACAAAAGGGACAAGGGUAUUGAAAACAAACAAAAGCAAAUCGCAUCCGCUAUAACCUGUAUUGCGCAAGCUCUCACCUUGCUUAUAUCAUCUGAACAGACUGCCUCAUCCACAGAACUUAUUAGGCUUUUAAUGGAUGCACAAAAAAUAUUAUGCGAUAGCCAAAACUCUGAUUCGCUUGUGAGGAGGAACUUUAUACUCUUCGUCAUGAAAAAAGAACUUAAAGAUCAGCUUCAGGCGACAAAAAUUGAUAAUUUCCUUUUUAGUGCUCAGCUAGCAGAUACGCUUAAAGCUGCAAAAGCUAUAAACAAAACAGGAGGCGACAUGAAACCUGCACCUCCCAAACAGCCUGCUAAAAAAGUGACAAACCCAAACGUACAGAAACAUCAUUUAAACUGGCGAGCCCCUCCCCAGAGCCACAGGUCGAAGGGAACCCAGAGGCGAAAGGAACCUGCACCCAGGAAUCGGCACGAGCCCUCCUCGAAACAGUCAUCGCGUCCAGCAACGAGCCGCGGCCGCCGCUAGACACGGUAAUGUACGCCGGACGACUAUCUAAUUAUCUUAACCAAUGGUCCCUCAUCACUAAUGAUAAGACUAUACUGUCUUGGGUCACAGGUUAUCGCAUUCCCUUCUCGCAACCUGUAAUACAACACUCACCACCUAUGGUAAAAAUACUUACUUCGCUUGAGAAAGUACAAAUGAAUCAUUCAAUAAAAGAGCUUUUAUUGAUCGGUGCAAUCGAAGAAUGCGAUCCCUGUGAUGGUCAAUUCGUAUCACCUACGUUUCUAGUACCAAAGCCUAACGGAAGGACGAGAUUUAUUCUAAAUCUUAAAUCUCUAAAUAAAUUUAUUUCAACAAAACAUUUUAAGCUUGAAGAUCUACGUACAGCUAUAAAUCUUAUAAACAAAGGUUAUUUUAUGAGCACUAUUGACCUUAAAGACGCUUAUUUUUUGAUCCCUAUACAUGGCGAUCAUAAAAAAUACCUUAGAUUUGAAUUCGAUGGAAAACUGUUCCAAUUUAAUGUCUUGCCUUUCGGCCUCAAUACUGCUCCGUUUGUGUUCACUAAAGUAAUGAAACCGGUUAUUAGUUUACUUCGGUCGUGUGGCUUCCUAUCUACUAUCUACCUAGAUGAUAUUUUACUAAUAUCAAAUACGUAUGAGUCAUGCGCGAGUCAAGUCUCUUACACAAUAGGUUUUUUACAAUCUUUGGGUUUUAUUAUCAACAAAGAAAAAAGUGCAUUAUACCCUAAAACAAACUGUAAAUUCCUGGGAUUUAUAAUUGACACUGAGAACUUACACGUUUCCUUGCCUAACGAAAAAAUUCAAAAAAUCAAAAAAGAAAUAGAAAAAUUUAAAAUACUUACACGCUGUAAAGUAAGAGAAUUUGCUCGCCUCGUGGGUUUACUUACCUCUGCCUGCCCUGCCGUCGAAUACGGCUGGCUUUACACUAAGGAACUCGAACGCUGUAAAUACCUUAACAUAAAAGAUGAUAACAAUUACGAUAAAUACAUGUCUAUACCCCCGUCUAUACUGCCGGAUCUAGAUUGGUGGUCACGAGCAAUUAAUAACUCUGUAAACAAAAUCAAACAAAACAGGUUUUGUUUGGUUAUCUACAGUGAUGCCUCAACAACGGGGUGGGGGGCAGCCUGUGGGGAGGAACGGGCUAGUGGUAUGUGGUCUGACAGCGAACGCUCGCGACAUAUCAAUUAUCUAGAAAUCCUCGCUGCCUUUUUUGGACUAAAAAUUUUUGCAAAAUUUUGUUAUAACUGCCAAAUUUUAUUACGAAUCGAUAAUACCACCGCCAUAUCAUAUAUUAAUCGUAUGGGUGGUAUUCAGUUUCCUCACCUAACUGACGUUACAAAACAUAUUUGGCAGUGGUGUGAAAGUAGAAAAAUAAUACUUUUUGCUUCAUAUAUAAGCUCCACGGAUAAUACUAUCGCGGAUGCCGAGUCUCGUCGCGUUCAUCCAGACAUCGAAUGGGAGCUGUCUGAUCACGCCUUUAUGCGCAUAACAAAACAAUUCGGUAUCCCCGAGAUAGAUAUUUUCGCCAGUAGGUUAAACAAAAAAUGUAUAAAAUACAUAUCCUGGCAUCGGGACCCCGACGCCUAUGAAGUAGAUGCAUUUACU
This is a messenger RNA of Helicoverpa zea (corn earworm), 2926 nucleotides long. RefSeq names its product formin-E-like. The coding region runs from base 93 to 1325 and encodes 410 amino acids. The transcript is spliced from 2 exons. NCBI's taxonomy places the organism in Eukaryota, Metazoa, Arthropoda, Insecta, Lepidoptera, Noctuidae. The record is from RefSeq and is a predicted model, not a curated record.